UAAGCACUGACAUAUCUCAAUAACUAAGGUAAUGUAGAUCCUGGUUGCAAAUGACAUUGCUGCCAAAAGGCAACGUAAGGACCUAUAUGAAAAAAAGUUUACUUUAGACCGACUGUAAUUGCGGCACCGUGCGGUGACGCUAACGUUAGCUAGUGAAUUAGCCUUUAGCCAACGGCCACGUUGUUCAUUUACUAACCCAGAGACAGCGUUUAGCUCCUGACAACCUUGACUAAGACUUCCCGGUAACUCUACCCUCAUGAUGUCGGACAGCGAGUCCAUAAAGAAAAUGCUGCGCUCUGUGCUCCAGUCAAGCAAGACUGGCGUGUCCAUUGCGAGACUCCAGUCAGACUAUCAGUUGCUGUGUGGGGAGAUCAUCCCUCUGAAGAAACUAGGUUUCGUGAAGCUCGAGGAUUACCUGCGGAGCAUCCCCUCCGUUGUGCGGUUGGAGUACCAAAUGGGCGACGUAAAAUGCUUUGCUGCAGUGUGUAAAGAGACUGCUCACAUUGCUGAGCUGGUGGCCAAGCAGAAGAGCUCUAAAAAAUCAGGAUGCUCCCAAGUUGUCAACUGCAGAAUGAGAUUCAAACCUUCCAAUCCAUACAUGCUCAAUGUGAACCAGAGAUCUCUCCGCCAACCUUUAGCCACUCGUACCGUAAUAGGGUCAGCUAAUCGUUCUUGGUCACGUGGAGGGUACAGGGGCUGCAGUGCUUCAGGAGACUACAGACAGUUGGACCAUAGGUUAAGCACCAUCACACCUGUGGAACACAGACAGCCAGCUCCCCAAACUGCUGUAAAACUGUCUGUUACAACUCACAGAAAAGAGCAAGGUUCAUCAAAAGCCCAGAAGCUUCCAGAGAAGCCUACUAAGCAAACAUCCACAGCUAAUAAAUCCCAGUCUAGUGUGUAUGACGUGGAGCUGGUACAGACAAGAUUAACUCUGCUCCUGGAGAAGUACAGCAAUGGACUGUGGAUGUCAAAGCUCGCAGAUAUCUACAGUGAAAUGUUCAAUCAGAAGCUGCACCCUCAGGUGCUUAUAGACCUGGAGAAGUGGACACACAUUUGUAUGGUGGAGCAGUCUUCCAGCAACAACAGAGUUAACCGUGUGAUCUACCCUCCUCUGCCUCUCAAGCACGCUGCCAUUCCUAGAAGUAGCCCCAGUGAGUCCUCCCCAAAGCUAUCCAGCAAUUCUACUAUUACCACUCCCAUUUCCUCCCCUCCUUCGAUACCUAAGCAGAUCUCUAACCAUCUUCCUGCUUACCCUGAACCCAAACCUAGAGUUUUCCCCAAAAGCCCCUUGGCUAAAGCCACUUUCAUUUUUUCUCAACAACCUGUCGCUGUCUCUUCUGGCAAUCCAUUGUCAUCACCCACUUUGCAUAGCCCUGACCACAAUCCAGCUCCCCAACUGCCCCCAUGUGUCGGCCUUGAUGUCAAUGCCACUGGAGGAUGUGAAGCUAAUCAAGCUACCGACUGCCGUAUAUCUUCCAGUCCACCUGGGCCUGGCAUUUUACCCACUUUAAACUCUGCUUCUGCCUCACCCCCAAAGCCAUCUAUUACUCUGGCAACUGAGGUGGUUCAAAGAAUAAAGGACCUUCUGUCAAAGUAUAGCCAAGGUAUUUGGGCCCAUGCUUUGCCGAAGCUCUUCAUGGACACGUACAAGACGCCCUUCCCUGAACACAUUCUUGACAGUUUGUCUAAUUAUCUGCAUAUAUGGAAUGUGGAGUAUCCAAUAUCGCACAAUAAGAAGGCAAUUCUAUACACUGCCACUACAACUGACAUGGAUACCACAGACUGUGAAGAAAGCCCGGAGUGCAGAAGUCAUCCCCUCCCCUCUGGGCUUCAGGUCCUGAGCGACGUGGUUCCUCACCGGCUGGUUCCUCCUUCAGAGCAGUUCCCAUCUGUACUAAUUACUGAUGUUAAAAGUAGCAAUGCUGUUACUAUAAGGUAUGUAGGUGAGAACUACUCCUAUGCCCAAGAGGCCAUGGAGGAUGCUAUGCGCGCCUUCUACUCCCAAAGCGUCUCUUGCCGUCCUCUACCUAACCCUGUUGUUGGCCAGCUGGUAGCUGUCAGAGAAGAGGAUGGAAAUGAGCUGGCCAGAGGCCAGGUCAUGGAGAUCAUGUCCCCUAAAAGAGUCAAGGUGUAUUAUGUGGACCAUGGUUUCUCUGUGGAGAUAAGUGGGGAUAAUCUGCUAGAGCUGCACCACGACUUCCUUUCCCUCCCCUUCCAGGCUGCUAAUGUUAGGCUUGCAGGACUUGAGGCAUUCAGCUCCCAUCCCCUCCUCGUGUCCUGCCUGGGCCAUUUGACAGUUGACAAGAUUCUGCUGGUGCAGAGAUUAGAGCUAUGCCAACCGAAUGAGACACCUUUGGUAGUGCUGUAUGACACUUCACAGGACGAUGACGUCAACAUCAACUCUGCCUGCCUGAAGGCUCUCCAGGACACUACAAUGAACAAUCCAUUGUCUUUAAAUGCUACCUACAGGGAGGUCUGUGUGACACACGUGUGCGAAGAUGGCAUCUACUGCCAAUUACCAUCCAGAGGAAAAGCAAGACUCAGCAAGUUGCUGCAACAAACAGAGGCCAUCUUAAAUGCUCAGGUGUCGUCUGAGCCCCUGGUCUCAAGACCCUUUAUUGGCAAGAUCUGUCUAGCCCGAUAUAAAGGACAGUGGUUUAGAGUGGAGGUCACUAACAUGUAUGGCUCCAGAGUGAUGGAAAUCAGCUUCAUUGACAUUGGGGUCUCCGCGACUGUAGAGGUCACUGAUCUGCGAGAGAUUCCUCCUCCUCUCCUUAAAGAUUCAGUCAUCAUUCCAGCACAAGCCGUCAAAUGCCGCCUAGCUGACCUCCCAAUUCCAGAUGAUGACUGGAGCCCCAAAGUUGUUCAGUGGCUGAAGGAGACUGUGCUGGGCUCAGAAGAUUGUACAAUAAAGAUUGUAAAAUUGGAAGAGCACAAAGGGAACAGACUGGUUCACAUGUACCUCUUCGUUGGUGUGGACAGUCAGGAUCUGGACAAAAGCGUCAAUCGUCAGCUGGCCAACUCGUGGGCCUUAUUUUCAACACGGAAAAACAAUGCCACUAUUAGCAAUAACAUCAAUGAGGAAACGGGCCUCUGUGCUCUAGUUCAGAUGUUGACACUAGACAGCUCGGCCCCCGGCCCCAAUGGCAAGCCUUCAGGCCAGCCUCAUCAAGGAUCAGAGGACCUGUCUUUCCAGAAUACAGCCUCCAUAAGUCCGACGCUGCCACUUCCACUGCCUCCUCCGCUGGUUCUUCCCCAGCCUGGACAAAAUAUGGAUGUGUUUGUGUCAGUGGCCUGCCAUCCUGGUCACUUUGUGCUGCAGCCAUGGCAGGACCUGCAUAAGCUGGAGGUGUUAACGGGAGAGAUGAUCCUUUAUUAUAAUCAGACAGAAAACACCCAGUCAGCUGUAGACAUCCAGAAACAGGAGGUCUACGCCGCCAAAAUGGAUAAAACCUGGCACCGUGUGCAGGUGAAGGGGGUUCUGACCAACGGCUGGGUCUCUGUCUAUGAGCUGGACUACGGCAGACACGAGCUGGUCCGCAGCACCUUCCUCAGGCCUCUGCUGGAGGAGUUUCGACAGCUGCCCUUUCAGACUGUCACUGCACAGCUGGCAGGUGUGACGCAGACCAGCUGGUCAGAGGAGGCCUGCAUGUUGUUCAGAAACCACGUGGAGAAGCGAGCUCUCGUAGCCCAAAUAGAGAGCGUGCAGGAGUUGUCUGAGGUUAAGGGUGGGUCGUGGGAGCGCAAGCUGACCGUCUACCUGGUGGACACCACAGUGGAUGAGAGAGACCUUUGGAUUCACAGCAUCAUGGCUGAUAUCAGCAGUAAUCUGUCUUCAGCUGCGUAGGAUGAGAGCAAACAGUGAUCUGACAAUGUGGUCAAACAAUUCUAGCCUUUCGAAUCGUGUGCAUCAAUGCCAGAGCCUUGACUCUUGGAAAAAGACUAUUUCUGUUGGAUUUUUUUUCUAAAUUCUAAGACAAUAUAGGUUGAACGCAGUAAACCAUACAGUGUGAUCAUAUGGUUCAACCCAUCUGUUCUUUUUGGUUCUUUUGGAGACCGGUUGCCAGUGUGUUAAGUUAAACACAUAUUUUUUGAAGCAGAACUUUUUACUUCAUCCUCCCCAUUAAUCACCCUGAGUCACUUAUGUAAGUCUUUGAGCGGAACCCAAGCCCCUACAUGCUGAUCUAGGCUGGGACCACUGGACUCGACCAAGAACCCGGCUGUAACUUGUUACACACUAACUAAUCCUAACUUCCGAACAUGUAUGCAGAUUGUUAAUACCACCUUAAAAUCAUUUUUUUUCUCCGGCAGCCAAUUACAUUUUCUGUACAUAUUUUCUACUGUAUUUUGAGAUGUUUCUAUAAUAAAACCGUCACCUGUU
Betta splendens (Siamese fighting fish) is the source of this 4384-nucleotide messenger RNA. It is a transcript of the gene tdrd7a, whose product is annotated as tudor domain containing 7 a. Bases 257 to 3850 code for a protein of 1197 amino acids. Gene Ontology annotation, biological process: lens morphogenesis in camera-type eye; lens fiber cell differentiation; spermatogenesis. Lineage: Eukaryota; Metazoa; Chordata; Actinopteri; Anabantiformes; Osphronemidae. The transcript has 22 exons. The record is from RefSeq and is a predicted model, not a curated record.